Messenger RNA from Schizosaccharomyces cryophilus OY26, 1827 nucleotides. Its product is annotated as thioredoxin reductase Trr1. Gene Ontology annotation, biological process: removal of superoxide radicals. NCBI's taxonomy places the organism in Eukaryota, Fungi, Ascomycota, Schizosaccharomycetes, Schizosaccharomycetales, Schizosaccharomycetaceae. The coding region runs from base 261 to 1577 and encodes 438 amino acids. Gene Ontology annotation, molecular function: thioredoxin-disulfide reductase (NADPH) activity. The record is from RefSeq and is a predicted model, not a curated record. The transcript is spliced from 2 exons. Gene Ontology annotation, cellular component: cytoplasm.
GAAAAGUGUUGCUUUCAAACCACUCUUUCGUUUUCUUUUUUCUUUUGUUUUUUAUAUUCUUUUUCUAUUUUUUGUUACAUCAAAUACAUAAGCUUCCAAUUUGUAAUUUCAUUUCUUCCUCUUUAGUCAACGUUGCUCUUGGACUCUUCUCUACAUACUCCUUCCCAUUUUUGUUUUUCUCAGCAGCUCUUCCUUUUUUUUUUCUUCGGUUUUUGUCUUCUUUUAUUUUAUUUCAUUUUUCGCCUCUCUUUCUCUUUUGUAUGGGCUCGUUUCGCAUUCAACUCCCUUUGUCAGCAAACAUUGUCUCGCCUAAUACUGGACUUUAUCGACGACUUCGUCUUGGUAAAACCUUUGGUGUCUCGAACCCUACGUCUUAUUCAUCAAGACUAAGCGUCCCUUAUCUUGGCAACUUAUAUAUUGCUGCCAAAUUCUCACAUAUUUCAUUAAAUAAACAGAGACCAUACUCAACAAAGAAUACCCUUUUUGGUAGCAACUCAUACUGUGGUGCUGCUUUCAAUAACUCUUCAAAACUUUUCUCACCACCAACACUUACUCAACAACACACUCGGUUCAUUUCUACUGAUUUUCUAAACAACACAGAAAUGUCUCAUUCCAAGGUUGUCAUUAUUGGAUCUGGCCCUGCCGGUCAUACCGCCGCCAUUUACUUGUCCCGUGGUGAAUUAAGCCCUGUCAUGUACGAAGGUAUGCUUGCCAACGGAAUCGCCGCCGGUGGCCAACUGACCACCACUACCGAUGUCGAAAACUUUCCCGGAUUCCCCGAGGGUGUUAAUGGUACUGAAUUGACUGAAAAAUUCCGUGCCCAAUCCGAACGCUUCGGUACUACCAUCAUUAGUGAAACUAUUUCCAAGUUGGAUCUUUCUUCUCGCCCCUUCAAGUUCUGGUUAGAAGGUGCUGAAGAUGGUGCUCCCAACACCGCCGACUGUGUCAUUUUGGCUACUGGUGCCUCUGCCCGUCGCCUUCAUAUUUCCGGUGAAGACAAAUACUGGCAAGCCGGUAUCUCCGCUUGUGCUGUCUGUGAUGGUGCCGUCCCCAUCUUCCGCAACAAGCCUCUUGCAGUUGUCGGUGGUGGUGACUCUGCCGCUGAAGAAGCCCAAUUCUUAACAAAGUACGGCAGUAAGGUCUACGUUUUGGUCCGCCGUGAUAAGCUCCGUGCUUCUCCCAUCAUGGCCAAGCGUUUGCUCUCUAAUCCCAAGGUUGAGGUUCUUUGGAACACUGUUGCCGAGGAAGCUCAAGGUGAUGGCAAACUCUUGAAUAACCUUCGUUUAAAGAACACCAUUACCGGUGAUACCUCUGACCUCAAUGUCAGCGGUCUCUUCUAUGCUAUCGGUCAUAUUCCCGCUACCGAUCUUGUUAAAGGCCAAGUCGAAUUGGAUGCUGAGGGUUAUGUCCAAACUAUUAACGGAACCCCUCGUACCUCUAUUCCAGGUUUCUUUGCUGCUGGCGAUGUUCAAGACAAGGUUUAUCGCCAAGCUAUAACUUCCGCUGGAAGUGGAUGCCAAGCUGCCCUUCUUGCUAUGAAUUACGUUGAAGAUUUGGAAGAAGAAAAAUCCAACUAAAUGCUAAGCUCAUGAUUUUUCUAAUUGCAAUUGUCUAUCAUUCAAAACCAAUACCCAAUACCUUUUUGACUUUUGUUUCUUUCAUACAAACAGUUCUUUGAUUUAGUCGAUGUCUAAUAUAUGAAGUAACGGGAUUCAUCUAUAUAGAACACAAAAGUUGCUCGUACGUUUGAAAUGCUUUUUUUUUUUGUUUAAUAUUGGUUAGACUUAGUAGUAAUCCUAGAUACUCAAUUCAUUUACGUUACCAAGU